Molecule: messenger RNA, 1073 nt
Organism: Pelodiscus sinensis (Chinese soft-shelled turtle)
Lineage: Eukaryota; Metazoa; Chordata; Testudines; Trionychidae
Product: mucosal pentraxin-like
Biological process (GO): innate immune response
Molecular function (GO): complement component C1q complex binding
Source: RefSeq, a predicted model, not a curated record
GCAGAGCAGCCUCCCACCUCCCUUCUCUGUGUUCUGGUCUCUCUGCAGGUGAAAAACAUGGUGAAGCUGCAACUGUGGCUCCUCGUCUUCACUGGCCUCUCAGGAGCCAUCGCCCAGACAGAUCUCAAAGGACAAGUCUUUGUUUUUCCCAAGGAAUCUGCUGAUGCCCACGUGAUCUUGAACAUGAAUCACCACGGUCCCCUUCAGAACUUCACUGUGUGUCUCAGAUACUUCACGGACCUGACCCGGCCCUACAGCCUCUUCUCCUAUGCGACCAAAGCCAAGGACAAUGAGAUCCACCUCUUCAAAGAUGAACCUGGGGUGCUCUUGCUGGUUGUUGGGGGGAAAUGGGUGGACUUUAAAUUCCCAGAAAAUACAGGCACCAGCAGAGGCUGGAAGCACGUCUGUGCCAGCUGGGAAUCUGCCACAGGUAUAGCUGAGGUCUGGGUGAAUGGCAAUCCCUUACCUAGGAAGGGGCUGCAGAAAGGUUACUCUGUCAGCAACCAGGGUAUGAUUGUCCUGGGGCAGGACCAGGACUCCUUUGGGGGUGGGUUUGAUGCCUCGCAGUCAUUUGUAGGGGAACUUACUGAUGUGUGUAUGUGGGACCUGGCCACCGCGAGGGAUGCUGUGCGGGCUGCCAGCGCUGAUUCCCAGUUGCCACCCUCUGUCCUGAGCUGGGGCGCUUUGCAGUAUCAGAUUAAGGGCUAUGUGGUAUUGAAACCCCUGCUGAGAUAAGGGCCCUAUUGAAAUGCAGCCUGGCCUUAGGAACCGGUGUCUGACCAUCUAACUCCAGACCCUAGGGGUGCACAGCAGAGAAUGGCUAUGAACAUAAGUCUGUGGCUUCUGAGCAAAACUAGCAUUAACCUCUACUCUUGUGACUCCUCCCCCUGGUGCCUGUUUCAUUUGGGUAUUUCCCUGUGUCCAAAUCCUGGUCUGACUUUGUGUCCCAAUAAAUGAACUGAUUUGCUGCCGUGCAGCCUGUGGCAUAUUGAGAAUCCCAGCACAGCCUCAGUCGGUGCAAUCUGAGGCUCUGUCUAGACUGCAGGCUUCUUUCGGAUGACUCUUUUUUGGGA